CGUUUUUUGUCUUAUUAAGCUACAUUUUUACAUUUUUUAACAGACUGUUACUCUUAUAAGAGUACAUGUUUUUUUUAUAAGCAUAACGCUUAUAAGCGAAUUCAGGUUCAGAUAGGGAAAUUUUCAAAUACAUACUGAGCAUAUUGCCCAGCUUUGGUGAAUUCUUCUGAUCAACUUACGUGUGCUUUUUGGGUUUUUUCUCGUCCUAGCUAUUUGUAUUUUAAUUAGACACAGACUUUCUUAUUUCCUUGUACAUAAUAGGACACCGCUGUACUGUACAAACUUAUUUCAUGUAAUUACACCUUCGAUUUUGUUGCUGUUCUUUUAAAGUUAAAAAACUAUACUAGACUAUUUCUGACUUGCAAAGAGAGUAUAUUUACAUCUCAUUUGUUUUCUAAAAAGAUAGUCCCCUCUUGACAUUAAUGCAGUUUGAGGUCAAUGUAAUUAUUAUUGUAAAACCAUUCAAUGUAUUUAACUUUUAUAUUUAAGUCUAAUAACUUGAAAAUGGGUGGAAAUAACUGAUGUCAUUUCCUGUGUUGGACCAAAAUGGGACCCCUUUCUGCAAGCUUGGUCAAUCUACCUGUUUAGGAACAGACAGGUUGAUGACAUCGUCAAAAAACCUUAAUAUCUGCAAAUGUUUGUCAAAAGCACACAUACAUAUUUUCUUGGUCAGCAUGUUGAGUUUUACACAAUAGAAUUAACGGAAACGAAACCAAUAUUAAAUAUGGCAGGAAAAUCAAAAAAACAAAAAGUUACAUCACCAACAAUUAAAUCUCCAAAAGCUGAAAUGUCUUUAGGAACUAAAGUAGAAGCAAUGGAUUUUCUUGGCAACUGGUAUGCUGCCAAAAUUGUCCGUGUAAAAUCAGAUACAUCACAGGUUCUUAUUCACUUUGAUGGUUGGAACUCCAGAUUUGACGUUUGGGUGCCAAAAGACAGCAAAAAGCUGCGGCUGCCUAAACUAAACAACAAAAGCAAACUGAAAGAGAAGGAAUGGCGUAUUGGAGAUCGAGUUAUUGCCAAAUGGGGGCCUGCUGGAAAGUUGUACCCAGCUACAAUAUCAAAAAUAACGAAUGAAAGUCACGUAGAAGUAACAUUUUAUGAUGGCUUCAAAAAAGUUAUCACCAAAUCUUCACUAAAGGCUGAUACAGAGAAACUUUACCGUCAAUAUCUUGAAGGCUCUCCUCGAAAGACUAUUGUUGCACAACCCUUAGUACGUUCCCCUAAGGAAACCACUGAUGUUUCCUUCCCAGAAACUCUUGAGCAAGGUAGAUCAAAACGCCGUCUUACUGAACCAGCAGCGAUGGCAGACUAUGUCACAGAUUUGCAUUCGAAGAGACGAAUGAAAAGAGGGUCUGACAGAUCGACAUCGGAAGAUGACAAAUCUAAUGCAACUGGUCGAAAAUUGUCUACAUCAUCUUUACGUUCACCAAAACAUUCAUUGACUGAUUCAAAGGUAGAAUCUCCCCAACCAACUAUUCCAAAAGUGAAGUUAAAAGUCCAAAACGACUCUGUGAGUGUAUGCAAGAGUGAAGAUAAAGGUGUAACACCAUCUAGGGUUGAGAUAAAAGAAGAGUCUGUUAUAUCAAAAACUAUAACACCAUCAGGUGUAGAAAUUGUAAAAAGGAAAAAUAAAAGUUACAUGAUGUUUCCAGUAUUGACUCCAGAGGAAAGUCAAAGCAAACGUGGUGCUCCUGUUGAACUUGCACCAGAGAAUCAAGCUGUUAUUGAAAAGGAAAGCAUUACAAAUGAACUCAACAAGUUGGAAUUACCUCCAGAUAAACCAAAGGCCAAAAUGUUAUCUGACCCCUCAUUAAAAGUAAAGUUUCAGUUUGGUUCUAAAAACAAACAAGUGAGAGAGGUCAAGGAAGAUGCUAAAGUUAUGCCAACUGCUGAAUCUGCUUCUUCUAACCAUAAGGACGAGAAAGAGAAAGAUUUAAAGUCUGAAAGCGUUUCUGUGGAAACCGAACAACAUAGUGGGGAUAAAGAUAAUUUCACCAAGGAGAAACAGGAGAGUUCUUCCCUUGUCAAUGAAAUGCCUUAUGUGAGUAAGAGAAUAUCAGCCAAAAAGAAAUCAAUUGAAGGAGUUAUAAAGAGACCUGCAUUGAGUGAAGCAGUUCCAAUAAAACCUGUGUUGAGUAAAAAAGCAACAGGGAAACCUGAGUCAAUUGAAAAUAUCACAAGGAAACCUAUAUUGAGUGAAACUGUCACAAAGAAACCUGUGUUAAAUGAAAAGGUCAUAAAGAAACCUGUGUCGGGUGAAAUGGUGAUAAAAAAACAAGCCAAAGUGACCAAAUCUACAGGAUGCAAACAGAGUGUUGCACCUAAAAAGGCAAAUCAUGGAAAAAAAUUCGAAGAGAAGUAUGAAAUGUUUAAAUUAAAAUGGAAAGAGGAGAAAGAGAAACGAAGGAAAAUGUUACAAGAACAAAACAGUUCUUUCCAAGAUGAAGCAGCCUCAAAGAAAGAAAAGCCUUCAGCAACACCGUUACCUGAAAAAAAUAAUUCAGUUAGUCCCCAAGUUGACUCAGCUACAUCGAAUGAAAGUGUGUUAAUCAAGGGUAAUAAAAAUAAAGAAUGCGGAGACGCUACUGAAGCCACUGUUGUUUCUUCAAAAAAAGAAAUUGUAGCUACACCUGAUACAGACAUAUCUGUCAAGCCAACAGCAGUACUACCAACUUCACCAUCUAUUUCAAGUUCAACAAUGUCUGUUUCAAGUAAAGUGACUGGAAAACAAUAUCCACGAAUUAAACAUACCCCUCAUUCACGAUUUGGGAGGGUCCAAAAGCACAAGCAACGUCAGUUAAAUGUAAGUUUUAAGAAAGGAGAAAAACAAGCACUGAAGAAUGGCCAUGCUCAAUUUAAAUCAGUUGUUAAAGAUCCCCUGAACAAAAUAUCUGAAAAAAAAUUGCCUGUUGUUAUAGCAUCUUCAGAAAGUUGCCCUAGUGUUACCAAAUCUUCAGAAAGUUGUUCUGAUAUUGCAAAAUCUUCAGAACAUUGCACUGACCAUAGUAAAAAUGAGGUUCCUUCUUCAGAAAAUGUUGACAUAAAAGAUCCUUUACCUGCUGUGCCCUUAUCUGUGAAACCUAUCAAACCUAAAGGACGACCUGUUGGUUGGCCUAAGGGAAAACCCAGAAAGAAAAAGAUUGACUCUGAAUUUAUACCAGAAGGGUUCAUCCCAGAUACUAGUCGCACACCUAAUGUAAGUGAUACAUUGUCAUUCGCAAGUAUGGUUUCUGAGGAAAGGCCAUCACAGCGCCUGCGACCAGAACCAGUAAAAUAUAACUUCGACGCAAAGCAGAUCAAAGUUUCCAAACCCAAGACAAUAAAUCAACCAGGUUUGUCAAAAUCAACAGGACGCUAUCUUGGACCUAAUAAACUCUAUUUUAAUUUCAUAAAGCCGCCACAGCAAAAUCUUUCUGCUGCACAAAUAGUUGCUGCUAAGAUCCAAAAACGAGUCCACCAAAAAUUAUUGUAUCCAUCAUAUGUAUCAGAUAGUUACAUGUCUACUGCUUCACCCACGUCAUAUCCUUUGCCUGGGUCAAUUCAAGAAGAGACAGCAAGCGAUGCUUUACAAGAAACAAAACAAGAGACACAGACCAUAGAGCAUGAUUCAGAUGAUGCUAUCAUUGUAGUACAACCUUCAGAAGAUGCUGAAGAAAAUAAAAAUUCCAAAGAGAAACAGAAUAAUGAAUUGGAUUUAACAGGUAUUGAGUUAAAAGAAGGCAACAAAACAUCUUUGUCUAAACUAAAACCAAUUGUAAAGAAAAGAAAAAGUCUGGAUUUUAUUACUGGUAGACUUCAAUACAAACAAAAAAUGGAGACAUAUAAGAAAAUAAACCAACAACUUCAAAAAAACUCACCUUUUGAUGUUCAUAUUCAUAAUGCUGCACCUCGUCAUGUUGUUUCUCCACCAUACCAAGCUACACAUCCUGCGAAUAGCACAAGGUUAUCUAUUUCACCGAUAUCACCAGUGGUUCAACCUCCACCAGUUAAUAUUCAAUUACCCCCAGGAAUGCCAGCACACAACUUAUCAACAACCUUUCAGCAAAUUAAUGCCACAUCAUGUCAUAUCUUGCCUAAUGCUUACGUUUCAUCACAAGCUCACGCAAGAAUGAUAUCUCCUCCACUGAUACAUGGACCAAAUGAAAAUAGCAGACCUACGAUACCACACUUCGCACAGAAUGUUAUGCAGAAUGUACCACGAAUUCAGCAAAUUUCUCCCAACAAGAGUUCCUAUCCUUCCUAUUUUUUCCCUCAUGGAACUGUCCAAUCGAUAAUGCCACAUUGUUCUCAACCCAAUUGUCAAUGUGAAUUUGCCAUACAUCAAAGUAAUAUCAACCAUAUUCCAGUUAACCCCAAUCAUUCCAUGGUCGCAUUUACACAACAGUCUCUUUCUAAUGUGAUUACACCACAUGUUCAAGGAUCAUGUCAGCCAAUGAAAGCUGAACCACCAGUGUAUGUUAUCAACCAGCUCGGAGGGAUGCAGCCGCAAUCAACCAAUACCAUGCAACAAAUAUUUUCACAACAAGCUGUCCCAACGAAGACACAAACCGCCCCGAUAAAAACAGAUGUAAAAAGUGCUCUAACUGCUUUGUUGAUAAGCAAAGACAUCAAAAAAAACAAAAUCAGUUCUGUCAUACAACCUGCAAAAGAUGUCAAGACAAACAAGAAGGAGACUCCAAAACAAAUAUUAAACGUCAAAAAAGAGGGAACUGUCGAAAAGACAGACGAGAAUCAACUCACAAAGAAAAAGAAACGAAAAAGAGAUCUAUCAGACAAGGAAGAAGGUUAUCAGUUUCGAAAGAAAAAGAAAGUGAAACCUGCAAAAGAUAAUUCUCCUGACAAGAAACUGAAAGUUGAGCAGGAUGCUAAAAUGUUGGCACCGAAGGAAUUCAGUGUGGAAUCUCCACUGGAUGAGUACAAAUGCUCAAUCCCAGGCUGCAACAAAACCUUCAGGAAGUCGCAUUUGCUUGAAUAUCAUCACAAGUAUUUUCAUACUGUUGCUCCAUUUACAAAAAGAAGUCGUUCCUCAAUUUCCAUAUCAUCAACUGAAUCUAACCCUCCCAGUGCUCUGCCAUCUCCAAAUGAGCAUGCUGGAAAAAGCAUUAAAUCAGAGGACUUAAGCAGAUUGACAAGUGUUGCUAGCGAAAUUGACUUACCGCCGAGUGAUGUCACUGAUUGCUCUGACACUGACUCAGAUAGUGGUGACGAAAUCACUUCUGUUGAUGACUGUGUCAAGUGCGUCUGUGAAGAUGAAUGUGAGCUUGGAUUCAUGAUACAGUGUGAACAAUGCUUUACGUGGCAGCAUGGUGAAUGUGUUGGCUAUUCACAGCAGAAGUCGGUUCCACUGUUCUAUUUAUGUCACAUCUGUUCCAACCCUAAAGGUUUACGAAAAUCUUCGUUUUAUGAUAAUGAUUACACAUGGUACCGCCAUGGGCGUUUACCUCCCACCACGCCCUCCAAAACGGAAACAGGAGAGGAUAGCGCCACAAAACAAAGUAGCCAUGUUAAUACGGAAGACGAAGAAGUUUUGAGUAAUAUCAUGUUAACGACCCACGGAAUGGUGUCUGAGUUAUUUAAUAUUCGUGAUGUGUUACAAGGCAUCAGACAGAAGUUUAUCAUGUGCAAAAACCCGAAUCACCCGUUACUUAUGGAGUGGAAAGCAGAUGACGAAGCGACAACGCUACAACAUAUGAAAGGGAAGGAUGAGAAUAAAGAAGAAAUAACAAAAAAAAUAACAGAACAUUUCGAUAAAAGUUUGAGUGAUAUGAUUAACUCGAUACGACGAAAAAAUAACGCAACAGACGAGUCGAUAGACAGGACAAGUAAUGUAAAAGAACUUACGGCAAAUGAUACGAUUGAGAGAAACAAUAUAAACGUUGAAUCCUCUCCGAAGAAGGGUGAUGAUUUUAAUACAAAUAAUGCCAACAUAGGAGACGAGAUAACCGACAAUGCUGUCGAUAAGGGUCAGAAUCACCUAACAAAAGAUACUUGUAAGAUGAUCACAGGGAAGGAUUCUAAUAUAACACCUGGUCUUUCGAAACAAGAGUCAAGUAAAGAAAAAGACAUAAAUAAUAAGACAGUAAAAUUGGAUUCACCAAGCGACAAUUCGAACCUAACUUCGACACAAAACAAACGUGUCGACGUCAUAGACGAUAAACAAUCGUAUGCCGUGGAUAAUAUUAACGACGACGAGAGCAGCAUUCCGUAUAUGGAAACGGACUGUGAUGAAUGGAAUCAAACUGAAGGCGAGAACGAGAAAAAACAAUAUAAAUCACGUGAUCAAAUGGAACUUGGUACAAUUUUUGAUGACACGUGUUUGGCAGAGGCGUCUAGAGAAAGUUUGUUGGCAAGGUAUAAUUUGCUUGUCGAAGUGGAACGAAUUGAAGAUGUAAUCGCGCAACGUUUAAAAAAUAUGCAAGAAAAAAUACAAGAAUUGGAAGCUGAAUACGAUAGUAUUGAUCAAUCGCAAGCGAUUUUAGAACAUUUUAAAUCAACUUUUAAAUUACCCGACAUGCAAAGCUUGGUUGGGUUUCUCAACAAAGUUAAAUGGACAAGUAUAAUAAAUAAAACAGCUAAACCUUUGAAAACUCCGACGUGACGUAUUAUAGUUGCGACAUAACGUAUUACAAUUACGUCAACAUCGACGUAAUGUAGUAACCUCAACAUUUCGACCCGACGGAUUAUAAUGACAUCGACAUUACGACGCGACAGAUUUUAGUGAUGUCGGCAUUUUGACACGACGGAUUAUAGUUACGUCAACAUUUCGACACGACAGAUUAUAAUGACAUCAACAUUUUGACCCGACGGAUUAUAAUGACAUCGACAUUACGACGCGACGGACUAUAGUGAUGUCGGCAUUUUGACACGACGGAUUAUAGUUACGUCAACAUUUCGACACGACGUAUUAUGGUGACGUCAACUUUGAGACAUAACAAACUGUGAAAAAGUUUAAAUUCUUUUUGCGUUGCACAUGACACCAUAAUGUUGUGGUUACAGAAACAUGUAACUUGAAAUAUAGUUUAAGUUGCAACAUACAAAUAAAGAGUUCUUGCACUUCAGCAUGUAAAUAGCAACAAUUUCUUUUGCCUUGACAAAUUUUACCAUGCUUCUAUGUUUUAUUUUCUGGGAAAAUAAAAAACACAGCAUAAUUCAGCCUUGUCA
Molecule: messenger RNA, 7161 nt
Organism: Hydractinia symbiolongicarpus
Lineage: Eukaryota; Metazoa; Cnidaria; Hydrozoa; Anthoathecata; Hydractiniidae
Exons: 18
Coding region: 635-6598 (1987 amino acids)
Biological process (GO): mRNA processing; regulation of transcription by RNA polymerase II
Cellular component (GO): nucleus; cytoplasm; NSL complex
Molecular function (GO): RNA binding
Source: RefSeq, a predicted model, not a curated record